Molecule: messenger RNA, 567 nt
Organism: Aegilops tauschii subsp. strangulata
Lineage: Eukaryota; Viridiplantae; Streptophyta; Magnoliopsida; Poales; Poaceae
Product: disease resistance response protein 206-like
Source: RefSeq, a predicted model, not a curated record
AUGGAAGCCUUUGUUUCUACUAGUGGCCUCGCGCCAUCUUCCAAGCUGUCUCUGACCAUCGCCGUCAUGGUGCUCCUCCUCGGCAUGGCGGGCGCCGCCCACGGCCUGACGAGGGUGGUCGCCAACAGCCCCGACGAGCCGUGCAUGAACAUGACGCUCUACUACCACAACAUCCUCUACAAGGGCAACAACACGGCCAACGCGACGGCGGCGGCCACCAAGCCGACGGCGCUGGCCACGACUUACUGGAAGAACAGCACCUACUUCGGCGCGCUGAUGGUGUUCAACCACCCCAUGACGGUGGGGAGGGCGCUGCGCCUGGCCGGGGAGGAGGAGCCGGCGGCACGCGCGCAGGGGUUCUACUUCUACGAUAAGCAGACGCGGGACUUCUCCGUCGUCGGCGGCACCGGCGACUUCUUUGUGGCGCUCGGCAUCGCAACCAUCCGCACCGAUGCCAUCGAGGGCCUCUACUACUUCCGCCUGCAGAUGGACAUCAAGCUCUACGAGUGCUACGUCGGUACAACAUGCAUGCCCUGUGUGUGUGAACGAAAGCUCGUGUGUGAAUGA